AUGAGUCUUAGUCUACUACUAGUAUAAUUGAAGAUUUGAUUUGGACACACUAUAAAUCUAUAUAUGCCAAUAUUUAUAUGUAUUUUCUUAUGAAGGAGAAACAAAAUUUUAAUUUUCAUUAGGAACAGCUAUGGCAGUGGAGCUCCCAAUUGCAAGUAAUGGAAAGAUGACUUGUAUUGUGAUUCUAUCUUGUAUGGUGGCUGCCACUGGAGGCAUUAUAUUUGGUUAUGAUAUAGGAAUUUCAGGUGGGGUAACAUCUAUGGUACCAUUUUUGGAGAAAUUUUUUCCAGAUGUAUACACCAAAAUGAAACAAGACAACAAAAUAAGCAAUUACUGCAAGUUUGAUAGCCAACUUCUAACAACAUUUACUUCAUCACUAUAUAUUGCUGGCCUUAUAGCAUCUUUCUUUGCAUCAUCAAUCACAAGAUCCUUUGGUCGAAAACCAUCAAUUCUUGUAGGUGGUGUUGCAUUUCUUGUUGGAGCAGCUCUUGGUGGUGCUGCUCUUAAUAUAUACAUGUUAAUACUUGGUAGAGUUCUUCUUGGAGUUGGAAUUGGCUUUGCUAAUCAGUCAGUCCCAUUAUAUCUAUCUGAAAUGGCACCUGCAAAACACAGAGGAGCAAUCAACAAUGGUUUCCAGUUUUGUGUUGGAAUUGGUGUUCUAUCAGCAAAUUUAAUAAACUUUGGCACAGAAAAAAUCAAAGAUGGUUGGGGCUGGAGAAUAUCUCUAGCAAUGGCAGCAGUUCCAGCUUCAAUUCUCACAUUAGGAGCAUUUUUUCUCCCAGAAACACCAAACAGCAUAAUCCAAAAUAACAAAGAUCAUCAAAAAGCUAAGUUAAUGUUACAAUCCAUAAGAGGCACACAUGAUGUUGAACAAGAAUUUGAAGAUCUUAUUGAAGCAAGUAACAUGUCAAAUUCUAUCAAACAUCCAUUUAAGAAUAUCUUGCAAAGAAAAUAUAGACCUCAACUUGUUAUGGCAAUAGCUAUACCAUUUUUCCAACAAUUCACUGGAAUCAAUGUCAUUUCAUUUUAUGCUCCAAUCUUGUUUUUAACUAUUGGAUUAGGUGAAAGUGCUUCUCUUUUGUCUGCAGUUAUGAUUGGGAUUGUAGGUACUACUUCAACAUUCAUAUCAAUGCUAAUAGUUGAUAAACUAGGUAGAAGAGUUUUGUUCAUAUCAGGUGGAAUUCAAAUGUUCUUCUCACAAAUUCUAAUAGGAAGUAUAAUGGCAGCACAACUUGGUGAUCAUGGUGAAAUAAGCAAGAAAUAUGUAUACUUGAUUCUAGUUUUAAUAUGCAUAUAUGUUGCUGGAUUUGCAUGGUCAUGGGGGCCGUUAGGAUGGUUGGUUCCGAGUGAGAUUUUUCCAUUGGAGAUAAGAUCAGCAGCACAAAGUAUUGCAGUUGCAGUGAAUUUUCUGUUUACAUUCAUUGUUGCUCAAACUUUUCUUAGUAUGUUGUGUCAUUUCAAGUAUGGAACUUUCUUCUUCUUUGGAGGUUGGGUUGUGGUGAUGACAGUGUUUGUUUAUUUUCUGUUACCAGAAACUAAGAAUGUUCCAAUUGAGCAAAUGGAUACUGUUUGGAGAGAACAUUUGUUUUGGAAGAGAAUUGUUGGAGACAAGAGUCAAGGAAGACAAACAGUGUUGCCUUAACUAAUUACUGUAGUUUUUUAGUACCAAAACAUGCUGGUUUUUGGAAGAAUAUUGCAAGAAAAAACAAAG
This is a messenger RNA of Trifolium pratense (red clover), 1711 nucleotides long. RefSeq names its product hexose carrier protein HEX6-like. Gene Ontology annotation, biological process: monosaccharide transmembrane transport. Gene Ontology annotation, cellular component: membrane. Gene Ontology annotation, molecular function: monosaccharide transmembrane transporter activity. The transcript is spliced from 3 exons. The coding region runs from base 131 to 1642 and encodes 503 amino acids. NCBI's taxonomy places the organism in Eukaryota, Viridiplantae, Streptophyta, Magnoliopsida, Fabales, Fabaceae. The record is from RefSeq and is a predicted model, not a curated record.